Molecule: messenger RNA, 1838 nt
Organism: Anguilla anguilla (European eel)
Lineage: Eukaryota; Metazoa; Chordata; Actinopteri; Anguilliformes; Anguillidae
Product: methylosome subunit pICln-like
Exons: 7
Coding region: 1-753 (250 amino acids)
Biological process (GO): cell volume homeostasis; spliceosomal snRNP assembly; mRNA cis splicing, via spliceosome
Cellular component (GO): spliceosomal complex; cytosol; methylosome
Source: RefSeq, a predicted model, not a curated record
AUGGUGUUGCUGAAAAACGUCUCUCCACCGAGCGAAGGCGUUAGAUACGAACAGUCUGAAACUACUGUGGUCUUGGACGGCAAAGGUCUUGGAUCUGGGACCUUGUACGUAGCGGAAACCCGCUUGUCGUGGUUCGAUGAGUCUGGAAAGGGCUUCUUUGUGGAAUACCCGACAAUCAGCCUCCAUGCCAUCUCACGAGACAUGAAGGCGUACCCACAGGAGCACCUGUACGUGAUGGUCAACACCAAACUGAACGAGGACAGUGAAAUGCAGGAGAAAGUUGAGCAAACCCCUGAGAAAGAAGAUGCAGGCAGCAGUGACGAUGACGACGAUGAAGAUGAUGACGAUGACUCCUCAGGCCCCGUCACAGAGAUCCGCUUUGUGCCCAGUGAUAAAACUGCCUUGGAGCCUAUGUUUUCUGCCAUGUGUGACUGCCAGGCCUUGCACCCAGACCCUGAAGACUCAGACUCAGACUUUGAGGGAGACGAGUAUGACGUGGAGGAGGCUGAGCAAGGCCAGGAGGACCUUCCCACUUUCUGCACUUAUGAAGAGGGCCUCUCCCAUCUCACCCUGGAGGGCCAAGCCACACUGGAGCGGCUGGAGGGCAUGCUAGCCGAAUCGGUAGCCAAUCAGUCCCGCAUGGCCGGAGUCAGAACUGAGGACAGCUGUGCAGGACGUGAUGAUGGGAUAGCGGCGGGCUCUGGCACUGCUGCUGAGGUUGGCCAGUUUGAGGACGCAGAUGUGGAUCACUGAUUGCAGAGAGUUUUCCUAUUUCCAGUCUACUGAAGCACUUGAUGAGGGGAAGCUGAAGAAUGACUUUUUUGACUGUAAUCCCUGUCAAGGCACUGAAUCAGUUUAGUUUAUUUGUAGCUCGUAUCUGACAUUCACCAGCUAAUUCUUUGUCCUUGGGCUCAAAGUUCCAUUGUACUUUACAUGUGUGUUACCUUUGCGUGUCCCUUACAUGUGCAGAGAAUAAUUCCAUCAGUCCUUGUAUAAAAUCUGUUGUAUAAUAAAACAUUUGUAUCCACAAGAUUGUUUGAAAUAAUGAGUUACUCAAAUCCACCUGUGAUGGUAACUGGGAUUCAGCUGGAUGCCAUGUUCCUAUCCAUCAUAAUGUCUUAUUUUCUCAUAGGCCUUUGUGCUUUUGCAGAUCCUGUUCUACUGCCCUGCCCUUUCCUAAAGGUAUAUAUUUAUGACUACAAUGCUGUUUUUGUAGUCAAGCUGAUGUCAUUUGUACUAAGGAGGACAACUGUACUCUGAAGGAAGGGUGUUGGUCCAAAUUUUUUCCAUUUUUUAUGGCUCAAUUUAACAGAUUAAAUCUCCACGACAAUCUUUUAGAAGUGGCGUCAGCAAUUUUGAGAGAUGAUGGGACUUUUCCCCCUUUACAAGUAACUAAUUACAGAUUAUGUAAAAAGGGUCAAUUUGCUCCAAAAUCAUACCGCUUGAUAAUCAGUCCAAACUGUUUCUCAUAAAAACUCAAAAUCUAAAACGUGACACUAAUGGAAAUAACUGUAGAGUCACAAAAAUGAAUUGGAACCAAGAUUAUGAACUGCAGAGUAAGAAGGCAUGUGAGCAUUUCAUUAUUGCUUUGUCUGUGUUGAUCUGUGUGCAAUUGGGAAUGAAAUGCCAUGCACCAUGUUGAGCAGAGAAUAAAAUGGAUAUUUGAAGUUGCUGCCUACAGUAAAAAUUAAAUGGCAUAAAUGCAUCUGAGCACAUUCCUGUAAAGUUGGCUAAAUACAAAAUAUUUUGUAAAUAUUUAAACUCUUUUUCAAAGUGACUGUUUGGCAUAAGGUACUUUUCUCCAUAUCUUUCAAAAAAUAAAAUAAAUACAUUCCUCU